CCGUAGCCAUGCUGGCUCAAGAGCAAGUCUGGCUCAGCGGGCGUCGCGCCUCGCGCGGUCCAGAAGCAGGAGGCCGCGCCGCGUUAACGAUGGCGAGCCGACGCGUCCUUCUUGUCGUCGCGCUGCUGGUCGCAGGACAGCCCACCCUGGUGGUCGCCGGCGGGGGGGGGCAUGACAACGACAGCAGCGGCCUCCCCAUCGGCGAUGUGGACGAGGACAAGGGCGGAGAGCAUGCCGCGGUCAUCGGAGAGGAGAUUGCGAAGCCCAUCAGUUGGGUGCAAGACCAUGGUGCCGACUGGUUGCUGGAGAAGACAUUGCCCAUGGUUGCGGAGGAGUACAGGUACGUUACGAUGUACUUCAUUUGCGUCGCCUGGCCGCUAUUUGAUAUUCUUGUACUGUCUGCAGCCGUCCAAAAAGCCUACCAAGUGGGCGGCUGGAUGGUCACGAAGCCCCUGACCGCAAUCCGGCUCAUCAUUGUGCAUGUCGUCCCAUUGUUCAUGAUCGGUAGCGCCGCCUUCCUCACACCCUGGCCGUGCUGCUCCCGAUGGCAGCAAAUCUGGCAGAUCCUGCUAGGCAUGGACACAUUUCUGUACGUGGUGACGUUGCAAUACGCUUCGUGGGACAAGGAACUGCGAAGGCGAUUGACGGACGAUGGCAUGGGAGUGUCUUUUGUGGUGCUGCUGUCAUUGAUCCCCGUGCAGACCAUAACCAGGUAUGCUGUUGAAUUUCAGCCUUCUGAUUUUUUACUAAGGUUUGUUUUGACAAUUUCGAUCGUCGAAGCAGCCUGUCUGACCGCCGCCGCCUCUCAGUGACUCCACUUUUGGUCACCUGGCGAGCAUUGCCACCAGUGCGUUGCAGCGACGGUUGCGUACGUGGCCAAGCUCUUUGGCGUCGUUCCAAUUUGUUUGUUCAGGAGCGUUCUCCGUGCCUGAGGAGGCUCGCAGAAUGCGGCAUUUGCCAUUGCGCAACUUGCCAUCCGAAUAAAGGACUGCAGGCUGCCAAGUGCUGUCUCCCUCCCAGUCUCUACUCUGGCUCGAACUUUGGCGUCGGCUGAGUCCCCGCCAGUGCGGCUGCGGCUGGGCAAAGCUACAAUUGUAGCGAAAGACGCCCGCGAGCACACCCACCUACUCCAGCUCCUCCUGUUCCAUCCUUUUCUUCAUCCUCUUUCUGCUGCUCAGUUUGCCUCCUCCAACCAUGUGCCUCCCUUUUCCGAUUUGCAGCGGGUGAUGGGUCAUAGAUUGCAGUUGACAAGCAAUGCCCCCAGGACACCGUAAUCGGUGGAUCUGACAUGAUACCCUUGCGGCAGAAGACCUAAC
This is a messenger RNA of Prorocentrum cordatum, 1316 nucleotides long. NCBI's taxonomy places the organism in Eukaryota, Dinophyceae, Prorocentrales, Prorocentraceae. The record is from the annotation of a GenBank genome assembly.